AUGCACAAGAAGUCCGAUGAAUCCCUCCGAGACUACAUCAAGAGGUUCAAAGCGGAGAGGGCAAACAUUGUAGGAUGUGAUGGCCAAAUUGCGUCCUCCGCCUUCAAGAGGGGGUUGCCAAUUGAAUGUGAGCUGUAUCGCGAGCUGACCAUCUCUCCCCGCCAAACAUUGAUAGAAGUCUUUGCUACAGCAGAGCGCUACACACUAUGGGACGACGACCAGAUUGUCGCGAAGAAGGCUGAUCAAGCAAAUAAGCAGGCAAGCAAAGAGAACGGCAAGCACAGAUCACAGCCUCAGGAAUGUGCUCUAGCAACAGAGAGCUACACCAAGUUCACUAUCCCGAUACACCAGAUCCUAGCCCAAGUAAAGGACAUGCCUUGGUUGAAGAAACCAUCACCUUUAAAGGGAAACCUAACCGAGAAGGAUACUAGUAGAUAUUGCAGAUUCCAUGAAGGGUACGGUCAUUACACAAACGACUGCUUCGCUCGAAAAAGGCACCUCGAAGAUCUAGUCAGAGACGGCCAUUGCAUGGAAUUCAUCUCAAGGGGGGCUAUCCAGCAAAUCAAGGAUUGUGACGCAACUAACAAUGAGCCUCCACGAAAAAAGCCAUAUGGAUCAACACGAUCCUAG
Prunus persica (peach) is the source of this 630-nucleotide messenger RNA. RefSeq lists its product as uncharacterized. Lineage: Eukaryota; Viridiplantae; Streptophyta; Magnoliopsida; Rosales; Rosaceae. The record is from RefSeq and is a predicted model, not a curated record. Bases 1 to 630 code for a protein of 209 amino acids. The transcript has a single exon.